GGCGUGCUCACCGUUGCGCGUCCGAGUUUUCUGGUGCGCGCGCGCUUCGCUCGAGAUCAGCCUCGGCCAGUCGCCGCCUGAUUUUUCACCGGGGCAACACCCACGCUAGUAGCUUUUCGCGUCAAGUGAGUGCGGGAGCCACCGCGGCCGGAAAAAAAGUAAAGUUCGAAAGUUCACGCCAGAUUUCGGCGGGAAUCUCGCGAUGAGCCGAGACGACCCGGAGUGCGCAGAGUACGGAUGAAGAGUCGGACGAAGAGGGAAGACGAUAAGGCUUAAAAUGGGGGCGGUAGCGUCUGCCCGAAUGGGGCAAAAGGAGAGCAAGUCCAAUGACCUGGAAGGUCAGAAAGGAGGGGGCAACGGAGAGCCGCCCAAGCCCCCCAGCAAUAUUCCUCCGGAGAAGGCGAAACGACCUGUCGAACGCAGAUACUCCAACGUCUGGGCUAUCAGAAAUCGGACACGAGUUCUGAGGAGCGCCAGUGUGCGGGACUUGGAGAGUCGGUGGAAAAAUGAAACAGGCUUUUUCGAGGAGGUUCUCCUUACCUCCCCGCAUCAACAGCCGGAACUGAUACCACGUGCAAGACUCCGACAAAGGACGCUUCUCUCAGAAAUUUUCAGGGACGCAAUCUUGGAAGAAGAGUGGGUGAGUCGACUGCGAGUUAAGGGAGACAAAAUGUCGGAGUCACCGAUUGAGAAGAAUCAAGACGAGAAAAUAGACCAACAAAAAUCCUCAAACCAAGUGAGAAGCGAGAGCGGAAUUCGGUCUCCGGAGCUGCGCAUGCGCGCCGAAGUGAUCACGGUGGAGAGCGAGAGUUUGGGGAGCUUGAGCGACUGCGACACGGAGCCGAGCACCUACGCCACGUGCUGCUCCGAAUGCGAGCGCUCCGAGGACCAGAACCCGACCACCAUCCCCGCGCACCCCAACAACCUCCCCCGCCGCCCACGCAACGACACCCCCCACCUCGACGGCGACCACGGCCCCGACACCAAUAACAACAAGGAUCCCGGGAAGCGAGGGGCGGAGCGUAGGGAGCGGACCCAGGAGAGCCGGCUCCACGAAGCCAUGAACUACCAGGUCAAGACCAAUCCAAAAUCAGGUAAAAAGCUCGAGGGUGAGGAGAUGCACAUCAAAAUCACGGAGACGAAAGAAAACAUCAAGGCUAUCACAACCAUCCAUCUCUUCCACACGCCCGACCAUUCCUCGGAGAUCGAGGGCAACGUCAGCCGCAAGAAGAGACUCUUCACGCCGAACAAAAAACCGACCGAGACCGGAAGCGGCGGCAAGUACCGGAAACUGUUCUACGAGCUCCCGGAUACGUCAACCGGUACACAUUUCGCGGAAGAGGAGUUCGUGUACGAACCCCGCUUCCGCACGACCACCACGAAGCUGGUCAUGAAGGCGCGGAGCAUGAUCAACCUCAACGACGAGGACCAAGCGAACGGGGAGUACAUGGCCGCUGCAAGCCCGGAUCGCACAUCGGGGGUGAGGAGUUCGAAAAGCUUCCGGGAUAUCCAGCGGCACAAGUCAGAGCCGGAUCUGGACGCCAUCCGAACCGCGAGAGAGAGCGCCAAGCGUUUCGAUUUCAAGGACGCCGGUCACUGCCAGCACUUGCACUCGGAGUCAAGCGAUCGGGUGGCAGCGGAGAAUAUGAAAAACCUCGCAAAAGACGAGAAUAGAAACAUAUUAAACCUUACGGACCAUUCACGUAGCGGGACGAACACGAACCAUCCGGCCCGAGGGACCAAAACCUACGAUUUCGCCCGGGGCGCGUCGACGCUCCCGAAGGCUCGAGCUGACGAGACCAGAUCCGGAGAGUGCUGGAUCACCGGAGCGACCUUCAAAACCCCGACAGAGGUCAAGCCUGAGAAUUUCCAUUGGGGCACGUGUCCCCGCCGCGAUAGGUUCUGCUUCUACUACCCGCGGAAACGCAACCGGGAGAUAAUCGACGACGAGCUGCCCGAUCCGGACAAAGUCAAGGACAUACGGAAGAAGUUCGAGCAGACCAUCAAAACGGAGCACGCGAGCCAGACGUCGCCGAGACCCCCGUGCGGGAACCGGAAGAGCCACUUCAACACGUGGUCGCCGACGUACCACACGUACCCGACCGUCGAGAUCACGCAGAAGAGUCACAAGCUCUCGGAGUCUCCCAAGUACCGCUACUGGUCGGACACGACGAGCGUCUCGUCCGGAGUAGCCAGCGAUUUCAGCUGCGAAACAGACUCGGAGUCUAGUCCCAGGGCGGAGACGCUCGACACCUACCACAGGAGCGAGUCGGAUCCCGGACAGCCCGUCUCCGCCGACACGCUGAAGAAGAUCCGGGCGUGCGGGACGUCGACGACCUACUACGGCGGCCGCGUCAUCGCCUGCGACAAAGGGACCGUCCGGAGCCCCAUGACGAUGACCAUCAUGGACGAGAUCAGGCAGAACAUCAAGGAUAACGAGGUUAACCUCCAGUUGGGCAUCAAGUCGCUCCAGAACAAAUACAGCGGCAUGAAGUUCAAGCUUGUCAAAAGCAACAGCUGCGGCAGCAGGUUGGAACUGACAGGCACCAAUGCGAGCAGGCUCCGGAGGCAAAACCAACAGGAGAAGAGAUUAGAAAGGCUAGAGAGCGUAAGUGAGAACGACCUAACGAAUCCCGGUCACGAGCGGAAGGAAAACACAACGCACUAUCCGCCUGAAGACACCAAUUUAGACAAGAGAUCUUGUUCGGAGUGUAGCUUACCCCAGGAAAGAAAGCAAGACGUAGUUGAAGAGUCUUUCAAGUGUAGCAUACUUCAAGAGAAUCAACAAGACGCAGCUGAGGAGUCCCCCCCGAAGUGCAGUUUACCCCAGGAGAGGGAACAAGAAGUUCCUGAGGAGUCUCAUUACCAUUCGGAUUACAAUUCGAUCUGUCUCAUUGAGAACGGCGAGGUCCAGACCUCGGCUCAGCCGGGCGAUCUGAGGGAUUUCAUCCGGGCCAAAGGGCAGAGCACGAGGGACAUCGUGAAAGCCUUCGAGUCGGCGGCCCACAAGGAGGAGACGCCAACUGCGCCUUGGAGGAGCCUCGUGGAGUCCCGACGGCAGGCCAACCGAAUGGCAGAAGUCAAACGCGCUCCUCUCUUCGACGAGAUGGAGUUCGAGGAAUUCGAGGUCCUCGACGAGUCAGCUGCCAGAAUGAACGCGAACCAAAGCAGUCCGCCCGUCGUCAUAGAACAAAGCUCGUGAUAACAGAGCGAUAAGUUCCUUUUGAAGUUUAAGACGAAUGCUGCCGUGCUAGGGAAAAACACCAUAAGAACUAUCAGGCGUUGCCAAAUUUCCUUUUAAUAAAACACGAAUUUCCUGAUGAACUAAUGAAUAUUUUCCUUCACAUUUUUCCGA
This is a messenger RNA of Bemisia tabaci, 3355 nucleotides long. The record is from RefSeq and is a predicted model, not a curated record. Lineage: Eukaryota; Metazoa; Arthropoda; Insecta; Hemiptera; Aleyrodidae.